AUGAAGAAUAAAAGGGUACAUGCAAACUUUCUUGUCGAGGAAUACCAAGAAAAGCUUCUAAAACAUCCUACUUGGAAGCUAAAAUUGUUUGUUCGGGAUGUAGAAGACACAUAUGGUGUGAAAAUUAACAGGUGGCAAGCUGCAAGAGCAAAGAAAUAUGCCUUGUCUGCAUGUGCAAAGGUUGUUGAAAAACAAUAUGAAUUUCUCAGAAGUUAUAUGCAUGAAUUGAAGACAUCUAAUGAUUCCUACAUGGGUGUAGAAAGGUUCUCGGCCUUGAUGGAGUAUUUCUUAAAGGAUAUUGAAAGGGGAUUAUUGUCUGUCAUACCACAACUUCUCCCUAAAGUUGAGCACAGGUUAUGUGCUAGGCACAUAUUCACAAAUUGGACCAAGAUUAUCAAAGGGGCACCUUUACACAAACUAUAUUGGAGGGUUGUGAAAUCAUAUACUCAAAUUGACUUUGAAAAUGCUAUGAAGGAACUGCAAAAGCAAAGUUCAAAAGCUUAUGAGGAGAUGUGUGCAAGAAAUGUGAAGAAUUUUUGCAGAUGCUUUUUUAAGACUUGGGCAUGUACUGAUGUAACUUGUAACAAUAUGGCGGAAACAUUUAACUCAUGGAUCCUUGAAGCUAGGGAAAAACCAAUAUUAACAAUGCUAGAAGAAAUAAGAAGACAAGUUAUGUCUAGAAUGGUGGAUAAGAAAGAGCAAGCAGCUAAAUGUGUUAGCAUUGUUACCCCUAGAGUUCGAUUGAAGUUAAAUGAUUUCAGACAAGCUAUCAGAAAUUGGAGGCCUAUCGAGGCCAAAAAAUAUGCAUACGAGGUGCAACAUACUCAUAACAGCAACAUAUCAUAUGCAGUUCGAUUAGAUAAAAAGAGUUGUGCAUGUAGAUAUUGGGAUUUGAAUGGGAUCCCAUGUGAGCAUGCAACAACUGCAUUAUGUGCUAAAAAUGAAACCCCCGAGAAUUAUGUAGCUUGUUGGUACAAUAAGGACACAUACGAAGCUGCAUAUUCAUUUUCUUUGGAACCCAUUAAUGGACAAGCACUAUGGAAGAAAAUUGAUGAAGGUCCAAUCUUACCAAGUGACCCCCGAGUGAAACAUGGGAGACCCGCAAAUAAGAGAAAGAAGGCAUAUGGAGAAGGUAAACGGAAAACACAUUUGUGUAGGGUUGUUAAAAGUGGUAAACAAUUGUGCUCUAAUUGCAAAGAACCUGGCCAUAAAAUUACAACAUGCCCACAAAGAGUUAACGGUGCUACACAAAAGUGA
Chenopodium quinoa (quinoa) is the source of this 1257-nucleotide messenger RNA. RefSeq lists its product as uncharacterized. The record is from RefSeq and is a predicted model, not a curated record. The transcript has 3 exons. Lineage: Eukaryota; Viridiplantae; Streptophyta; Magnoliopsida; Caryophyllales; Amaranthaceae. Gene Ontology annotation, molecular function: nucleic acid binding; zinc ion binding. Bases 1 to 1257 code for a protein of 418 amino acids.